Molecule: messenger RNA, 2089 nt
Organism: Myotis brandtii (Brandt's bat)
Lineage: Eukaryota; Metazoa; Chordata; Mammalia; Chiroptera; Vespertilionidae
Gene: SPRYD4
Product: SPRY domain containing 4
Exons: 2
Coding region: 420-1043 (207 amino acids)
Molecular function (GO): protein binding
Source: RefSeq, a predicted model, not a curated record
AGAGGCCGCUCAUGGCGCCCGGGCCGUGGGCCAGCGCUGGCUCUGUCGGCUGGAUAUUUUUAUUAAAAAAGUGAGAACACUAGAGCUCGGAGAAGUGAUUUGUCUAAACGCCAUACAGCGGAGCCGGGUUCGAAUCCAGUUACUGUUUAAUGCUACAACCACUUGUAACCAUCUUGCUACAUCAUCUCUCUAAAUGUCCUAUUUAGAUAAACAUGAGCAGCACUCCUUCCCACAGAAAAAAACAAUAAACUGUAACCACCGCCGCUGGCUCACUAAAAUGGCGGCUCCCUCCCGGGCGCUGGCUCUCUUACGUCAUCACCCUGCGCGACAGCAUCUCGCGCCCCGAGUGCGAGCGGAAGCAGGCGGGCCGAGGGAGGGGCCCAGGUCGGGAGUUGUACCUUGUUCUUCCGGGGCGCAAGAUGGCGCUGCCCUUUGCACGUUCGCCUUGCCUCUGCCGCUGGGCAGCCAAACGAUUGGGGGCUGCUGCCGCAGGAGCCCGCAGAGGCGUCAGUUUCAAACUGGAAGAGAAAACCGCCCACAGCAGCCUGGCACUCUUCAAAGGGGACACAGGUGUCAAAUACGGCAUGGUGGGGUUGGAGCCCACCCAGCUGGCCCUGAAUGCGGAGCGCUUCCGGGAGUGGGCGGUGGUGCUGGCGGACACCGCGGUCACCAGUGGCAGACACUACUGGGAGGUGACGGUGAAGCGCUCCCAGCAGUUCCGGGUCGGGGUGGCCGAUGUGGACAUUUCUCGGGACAGCUGCAUCGGAGUGGAUGUCCGUUCCUGGGUGUUCACCUAUGCCCAGCGCAAGUGGCACACCAUGUUGGCCAACGAGAAAGCCCCUAUUGAGGGCAUCGGGCAUCCAGAGAAGGUGGGGCUGCUGCUGGAGUACGAGGCCCAGAAGCUGAGCUUGGUGGAUGUGAGCCGGGUUGCUGUGGUCCACAUGCUACAGACAGAUUUCCAGGGUCCAGUGGUACCUGCCUUUGCCCUUUGGGAUGGAGAAUUGCUGACCCAUUCAGGGCUUGAGGUGCCCAAGGGCCUCUAGUACAUCCAUCACUGGAGUUCCUCCUAAUCACACGCUUGGCCAGCGUCCUCCUGAGAGUGUCUGAAGCCUUUUAACGUUGCCUCAAGCAACCUCUAGCUCCCACAGUUCAGGUCCUCUGUGCAGCGUCUUAGUCAUUUCCCUCUCCCCUACCUGCGGAAGCUAGGCUACUGCCAGUUUUCCUAGGCUACCAUGAGUGUCUUUUCCUGGACUCGCUUCCUUGGGUCCCUCCGUCUUCCUGUGCCCAGGCCCUUCUCAGACUGUAUUCAGUCCUGGGGUCUUACCUUUCAGCUUUGUUUGGAUGUAUUCAUCACUAUGGUACCUUUCUCUCCCUUUACCCAUGUUAACUUCUGUUUGUUCUUGGUGUUCUACUGAGUCUCUCCACAGGGAAUCCUUCCUACCUCUGGCUGGAGGAGUGGUUCAGUGACUUGGCCCUUUCUCUAAAGCACAUACGGAGUCUGGGCUCUGGCUCCUUCGGGAAAUGCUUUACUGUCUGUCAGAGUGAGAACAGAGACCUCCUUCCUCAGUACCUCAAAGCUGGACUCUCAGCCUCACACAGCUGCAGCUAUCCUCACCAUGAGUCCAUCUGCCUUAACCUGCAUACCUCCGACACCUGGACAAUCCCUUGUACUCACGGGCCAGUUACAACCACUACCAAAGGGAAAGAGACACUUGGGGGAUAUCAAGGGCAUUCAUGCUGGAAACUUUAUUCUUGAGAAGUUCUAGCUUCAUUUCUGCUACAGUUGGAACUUCCAGAGGGAGGAGAGAGACCCGAGGGCUUGCACAUUUUUGGGGCCUGCUCAGAUCCAAACCCUUACCCUCCCACCACAACCUAGGCAGAAUACACUUAACCUAAAGCAGUAUUAGGGGUUGAGGAAAACCUGGUGGGAUGAGCAUCUAUGUGAAAUACAGUAUUUCUGUUUGACCCUGUGGCUCCAUCUUAUUCUGUCUUUAUGAUGGUGAUGCAACUGAAUACCUCCAUGGGAGAAAGAGGACUGGGUUUAGCAAAAAUAAUAAUUUGUGUAAUUAAAGUUUAUUUAAGCACAAAA